Messenger RNA from Dreissena polymorpha, 7635 nucleotides. RefSeq names its product glucosidase 2 subunit beta-like. Gene Ontology annotation, cellular component: glucosidase II complex. Gene Ontology annotation, biological process: N-glycan processing. NCBI's taxonomy places the organism in Eukaryota, Metazoa, Mollusca, Bivalvia, Myida, Dreissenidae. Bases 158 to 1261 code for a protein of 367 amino acids. The record is from RefSeq and is a predicted model, not a curated record. The transcript is spliced from 8 exons.
GAUCACGUGACCACCCAUUCAAAAUGGCAGCCCCCAUGGCUGAUACGUAUGUCACUUUUGAUUGCUCGAGGCAAAGGAAGUUAAUUUGACAUUGAUAUGCUUAAAAAGAGUGAAUCUUCCAAAACCAGCAUAUCAAGAGCCCAACAGACUUUUUAACAUGAAUUUCAUUAUACUUCGGCGUAAAUAUAGGAUUGUUUUGCUGAUUGCCUUCGCUGGUGGAAUUUAUCUGUGUUUUCAAAUAUUCUCUAUGAAAGUGCUCAAUUUUUCCCAUCAAAAAGAUCUUAAAUCCAGAGUUUUACAUGCAGGUAAAGUGAUGCAAGAUCCACCAGAAAUUGACAAUUAUGUCCCUAGUGAUGAUUCCAAGGACCGUGAAACAAACAAUGAGCAUGACACUGAUGUUCAGAGUGAAAAUAAAUUCAAUGUCAUAGACACCCAUUAUACAAUUAAUACAGAACCAAAAGUACUGGGAAUUUUGGAUUCCUUAUCUGAAAAAUAUACGCCGCAAAAUGGAAACUUUCAGUGUUUGAAUUCAAAGGAGUCCAUUCCCUUUAGUUCAGUGAAUGAUGACUACUGUGAUUGUGAGGAUUCUACAGAUGAGCCUGGGACGUCUGCCUGCCCGGAUUCCAAGUUUUACUGCACAUUCCAAAACCAGGAUCUUGGUGUACAAUACAUCCCUGGAUCUCGGGUCAAUGAUGGGGUGUGCGACUGCUGUGACGGCAGUGAUGAAUGGAGUGGCAUUACCGUUUUCUCCGGAGUGAAACUUACAGAGAAGCGGCUUAAAGGGACACUCACCCAUGCUCCGUGCUCCAAUACCUGCCAAGAAGCCAAAGAUGUGGGGAGGGAGGAUGCUAAAAUACGUGAACUGGGCAAGAAAAUCCGUCUGGAAUAUGUGCAGAAAGGGAGGGCUUCCAACAAUGCAAAUCUCUAUGGACAAGACGGUGCCUUCUUCAAGCUGUCCCUGGAAUGUUUUGAGUUCUCCAGCCCUGAGUACAAAUAUAAACUGUGCCCCUUCAAGUCCGCUACACAGCAGAAGUUUCCUGCACCUGCCACAAAUAUAGGUUCGUCGCCAGUGUGGAAGAUGCGACUGCCAGGCCACUAUGAGCUCAAGAUGGACAAGGGGGACCCCAGCAAUUGCCCAUUUGGGGUUUUCAGACAUACUGUGAUACUUUUUAUAUGUGGACUCACUGACAAAAUAUUAGAAGUGAGUGAAAAGGAGCGAUGCUCGUACAGCAUGAGGUUCGCUACCCCUGCUGCCUGCUGAUACAUAUGAGCAACAGUCUGGAAAAACAGGGCUUAAUGCAAGUGCGUUUAGUAUUGUGCCAGAUUAGCCUGUGUAAUCUGCAGAAUUUAAAAUUUACUGUGAUCUAAGGCCUUAUUAUGAAAGCAUUUGAUCAGAUUUUUUAAACAUUUUUCUGGAUUCAUUUGAGUGUUUAUUUUCGGUGCACUAAAAUUACAGAUGUGUUUGUUGUUGACAUUUCUUAUUAAAAUUGUACAUUUUUGCAAUUAUGUUAUAAUUAUGAGUUAUUUAAUAAGACUUUAUUUGGAAACAAAACAGUUAAUUAAAUAUAUUAAUUAAAGGAUUCAGAUCAAAUUUAACUUUAGAUGCCUUGUUAAUACCACUCAUGAUCUUUGGUGAAAUGUAAAGUUAAGGUUACACAUAAAAAACAUUGACAAUGAUUGCCAUUAAGUAAAUUCCAAACGGGAAAUUGUGCACUUAUAUGUGAAAUCCCUUAUUAUUUAAAACUCUAUAAAAUGUGUUAAAUAAACAUAGUUAUAUGCAAGUAUUAUUCACUUUAAGUCUUUAAGUAUUAAAUAUUUUUAUUAUCAACUAUGAUCGUUUAUGUAAAUAAAUGUAUUUGAUAUUUACAACUUGUUGUAUACAUGUACAUACAAUUAAAAUCUUGCUGUUAAAUUGCUUGGAACGGUAAGCAUUUGGCUUUGCACUUGUCUGUGCUUAUGUAGGACAGUACUAACAGAAUCUAUUGUUAAAGCUUCUCUUGAAUUACUAUAUAGAUGUCAUUUAAAGUUCACACAUUUAUUACCUUAAUGUGAAAAAUGAUCAUUAAGAAAGCAAUUAGGGCUGCAACGAGGUGUGGCAGAAUUAUGGCCUUUUGUCUAUUUUUCCAAUAUAAAAUAUACAUUGUAUAAGCUUUUGUUUUCAACUUCUCCUUUGUUACUUUUUGAAUCACUUCCAGACUUUUACGAUAUAAAUUACAUAAAUGUGUAGAUGAUUGCAAGAAACGAAUUUUGGCUGUGACAUUAGUAGGGCAGACAUAAUAAAUCCUUCUUGUUUGUUUAAAUGCCAUAGAAUAUAUAGUUUCCAAAUUCUGUGUUUUUAGCUCACCUGAGCACAACGUGCUCAUGGUGAGCUUUGUGAUCGCCUUUUGUGAGUCGUCCGUCGUGCGGCGUCAACAUUUUGCCUUGUGAACACUCUAGAGGCCACAUUUAUUGUCCGAUCUUCAUGAAACUUGGUCAGAACAUUUGUCCCAUUGAUACCUCAACUGAGUUCGAAACUGGGUAAUGCUGGGUCAAAAACUAGGUCACUAGGUCAAAAAAAGAAAAUCCUUGUGAACACUGAAGAAGUCACAUUUGAUGCCCAAUCUUCAUGUAACUUUGUAAAAAUGUUUGUCUAAAUGAUAUGUUGGUUGAGUUAAAAAAAUGGUUCCGGUCCGUUGAAGAACAUGGCCACCAGGGGACAUGGCAGUAUUCCUUAUAUGGCUAUAGAGAAACCUUGUGAACACUCUUGAUGUCACAAUGUUUGCCCAAUCAUCAUGAAACUUUGUCAAAACAUUGGUUUCAUUGAUAUCUCAGAUGAGUUCGAAAAUGGUCCAGAUCGGUGAAAAAACAUGGCCGCCAGGGGGCAGGGCAGUUUUCUCUAUAUUACCUUAUAUGGCUAUAGUUUAACCUUGUUCACACUCUAGAGGCCACAUUUAUUUUCUGAUCUUCAUAAAACUUGCUCAGAAGAUUUGUCCCCAUGAUAUCUUGGAUGAGGUAAAAAAAUGGUAACCUUUGUUUAAAAAAAAUGGCUGUCAAGGGGCGGGGCAUUUUUCCUUAAAUGGCUAUAUAUCAGGGUUCUCAAUAAAAGCCGGCGUCCUGCCAAAUCAGCCGUUUGAAAUCAGAUUUUGGCCGGUUGAAAUUCGCUCAGAUUUGGAAAAUCGGCAAUUGAAUUUUCGAAAUUUGCGGCUCUUUUCGGUAAUUUGGUUACUAUUUGCUAUUAAGCAAAGACGUCGAUUCAUUAUCUCCCUUAACGCAUAACAACAACAACAAUGAAAAGGUGCAUAUUGGAAUCGGUCGAAACGCAGUAAAAUAUUUUGACGUUCUGUUCAUCACAUGUUGAGUUAAAAUUUUACAAAAGUAAUAAAGAGCGUUUUCCAUUUAUCUUUAUUAAGUUAAAAAAAAGCUAAAAUUCAUAAAAUGCGCACAAAAAUGCUCAAAUUUAAGUGCCUGGUUGACCACUAAAAUUGCCAUAAAAUGGCCCAAAAUGCAGGAAAUCAAGUACUCAAUUUUAAAAUUUUCAGGGGGAGCAUGCCCCCCGGAUCCCCCUAUAGUAGGCCUGUUGGUUUCACAUUUGGGCCUGUUAGUUCAAAAGUUAUUGAGAACCCUGUAUAUGGCUACAGUUAAAUCUUGUUAACACUCUAGAGGCCACAUUUAUUGUCCAAUCUUCAUGAAAUUUGGUCAGAAGAUUCAUCCCAAUAAGAUAUUGGAUGAGUUCGCAAAUGAUGCCGGUUGGCUGAAAAACAUGGCCGCCAGGGGGCGGGUCAUUUUUCCUUAUAUGGCUAUAGAAAAACCUUGUUUACACUCUAGAGACCACAUUUAUUGUCCAAUCUUCAUGAAAUUUGGUCAGAAGAUUUGUCUUAUUGAUAUCUUGGAUGAGUUCAAAAAUGUACCGUUUGCUUGAAAAACAUGGCUGCCAAGGGGCGGGGCAUUUUUCCUUAUAUGGCUAAAAAUGGCUAUAGUAAAAUCUUGUUAACACUCUAGAGGCCACAUUUAUUGUCCAAUCUUCAUGAAAUUUGGUCAGAAGAUUGGUCUCAAUGAUAUCUUGGAUGAGUUUGAAAAUAAUUAUGUUUGCUUGAAAGGGGUGGGGCAUUUUUCCUUACAUGGCUAUAGUAAAAUCUUGUUAACUCUCUAGAGGCCACAUUUACUGUCCAAUCUUCAUGAAACUUAGUCAGAAGAUUCAUCCCAAUAAUAUCUUGAACGAGUUCAAAAAUGAUGCUGGUUGGUUGAUAAACAUGGCUGCCAGGGGGCGGGGCAUUUUUCCUUAUAUGGCUAUAGUAAAACCUUGUCAACACUCUAGAGGCCACAUUUAUUUCAUGAUCUUCAUGAAACUUGGUCAGAAGAUUUGUCCCAAUAAUAUCUUGCUGACUGCACAGGCUAAUCUGGGACGACACUUUACGCACAUGCAUUUUGCCUAAUUUUCUCAAAACAAGGCUCAAAUGGUCUUUAGGAAGGACAUUAAAUAUUUGUUGCGACCAGUUUUUUUCAGAAACAUGGCCCUUUGUCUGUUUUUCGACUAUACAAUAUGUAGUCGCACAACUUUGUGUUUUGUAACUCCUCUUAAUUUACUAUUGAACUACGGGUUGCUAAAAAUGGCAUAAUUUAAACCAUGUAUGCCUAGCAUCUAGAAAAAAAGCCUUGGCAAACAGCGUAGAUUGCAUGAUGCAGCGUCUCAUCAGGGUCUGCACUGUUUGUUUAAAGGAUUUUCUGUAAGAAAUAUUCUAAGUUUAGAAAUAAAUAUUCUAGACAUCCCUAAUUUUGGAAAUAAAUUGAUCCAAUUUAGAAUUGAUGGGAGAGCCCACUAGGCAUAAAUGGGUUAAUGACUUUGAUAUGUAGAUGAUCGUUAAUGGAUACAAUUGGCUGUGACAGGUUUUGCCUGAAAUAAGGCUCUUUGCAUGGGUUUUUUAUGCCCCCUGAUCGAAUGAUUGGGGGUAUAUUGUUUUUGGCCUGUCUGUCUGUCUGUCAUUGUAUGUGUGUGUCUUUCUGUCCCAAAACUUUAACCUUGGUCAUAACUUUUGCAAUAUUGAAGAUAGCAACUUGAAAUUUGGCAUUCAUGUGUUUCUCAUGGAGCUGCAUAUUUUGAGUGGUGAAAGGUCAAGGUCAUCUUUCAAGGUCAAAUAUAUGGCUUCAAAGUGCAGUAGGGGGUAUUUUUUUACAAAAACAGCUCUUGUUUCUGUGUAAUGUACUAAAUAAGCCGCGCUCUGUGAAAAUGGGAUUUAAUGCAAUUGUGUAAAGUGUCAUCCCAGAAUAGCCUGUGCAGUCCACACAGGCUAAUCAGGCAUGACACUUUCCGCCUAAACUUGAUUUUUCUAAGGUGAGACUUUCUGUAAACAAAAAAUACCAUGAAAGUGUAAAGUGUCAGUCCCUGAUCAGCCGGUGCAGUCCGCACAGGCUAAACAGGGGCAUGCAUUAAACCCCCUUUUCACAGAUAUGGCCCAUAUAUUAUAGUCCCAAAAGUUAGGGUUUGUAACUCAUCUUUAAUUACUCUAUGUAUCUUGUUUAAAAUUUCACAGUUUAAUGAUCCUAAUGUGUAGAUGUUCAUAAAGAAAGGAAUUUUGGAAGUGACAUGCUUUUGUUGAAUUAUGGCCCUGUGCGUGUUUGUUCAGAAUAGAAUAUAUAGUUCAAUAAUUGCCUUCAACUCCUAUCUAACUGCUCGGCGGUUUUGCUCAAACUUUCACAACUGAAGGUUUAUGUGAUUGUUAUGGAGGAAAUUUGGAAAACAACCAGCCUUGGUCCUCUAUCCUUUGUCAGCUGUAGAAUAUAUAGAUCUAGUUGAUUUUUCUGUUGACAAAUGUGGGUAGUGUGGGCAUCAUUGUCUGUGACACAUUUCUGGUUUGUAUUUGAAGUGAAAUUAAUGCACAUAUCUGUACCUGCUGCAAAGCAACAUAUCCAGUUUCAAUUUGAAUUAUACAACAAUUUUAAACUCUGUUUUCUUAAUCGGAGGGGCAGAUUUGUGUAAUCUGUAAACUAAGGCUGCUUAAAUGAAUAUUAAGAUUGCAUUUAUGUUUUCUCAUUUUUCGCGAAUUCUUAUUGGAAACAGUUUGAAGGAACUAACAUUAAGAUAUCUAAAAUAUAUACCUCAUGUAACUUAAACUAAGCUAAAUAACAGACCUUCAACUUUGAAAAUAAUAAAAAAAGAAUAAUACUCACCUCAAGUUUACUUCUUCAAUUAUUUUAAACUAUUGAUUUAUUGCAAGUUGUAUUUAGAAAUGUAUGCAUUCAAACAGGUUCGUAAACAGUUGUGUUAUUUGUGACAUUUACAUUAUUUUGCUCUAUUUAUUGCUACACUUCGUGUAUGAGUUUGUCUUUUUUACGUAUUGUGUUUUUCCUAUGUGGUUUAAACAGAUUUGUUAAAUUUGUAUAAGGUUUACACGAAUACGUAAGAUGUGAUAUAUAUGUUUUAUUGAGUAUUAAAUUGUUCGCUUAAGCUCAAUUAAAAUUUGGUUUUAGAUUCUAAAAUUGAUUUUAUGUUCAUUAUUAUUCUAGUUUCAUUGAUUAUUAAAACUAGAUCUAAAUUUUUAUUAUGCCCCCAAUAAGUUGGGGCAUUAGACUUUGCGCUUGUCUGUCCAUUCAUCCCAAGGCUUGUUUUUGCAACUACUGGGUGUUUUUCGCUCGAACUUUCGUAGUCGAAUGACUUUAAUGUGCAUAUGAUUUUACAGAAGGAAAUUAUGGCUCAACGGUUUUUGAAGAAUUAUGUUCCUUUGUCUGUGUUUUCCUUCUUAUAAUAUUCAGUCCUUAAAUUGUGUGUUUUCAGCAUCUCUGUAACUACCAGGUCAAUGUAGCUCUAGAUUUAAUUGUUGAAUGAUCUUGUUGCAUAGAUGAUCAUAAAGAAGAUAAAUUUUGCUGAAACGAAUUUUGAAAGAAUUAAUGCUCUGUGCCUGUUUUUUCCUUUUAUGGAAUAUAUCAAUGUAGUUCCAAAAUGUUUGUUUGCAAAUCCUCUUUUAUUGCUGCGAGGAUUUCGCUCAAACUUCCACAGUUUAAUGACCUUAAUGUGUAUAUGAUCUUAAAGAAAGGAAUUUGGGUUGCGACGAGUUUCGGUGGAAUCAAUAUGACCUUGGUCUGUUUUUUUUCCCAGAAAGAAAUAUACAGGUCGAAUAUUGCAGGUUUUCAAAUACUCUAAUUGCUUGACGGUUUUCCUAAACUUUAAAAAUGCUGAAUGACCCUAAUGUGUGGAUGAUUGUUAAGAAUGAAGUUUUGACUGUGACCAGUUACGCUGAAUUAUGGUCGUUUGUCUUUUCCUCUAUGGUAGAAUAUAUGAGUCGCGUCCUGAGAAAACUCAGCACAAUCCAUGUGCGUAAAGUGUCGUCCAAGAUUAGCCUGUGCAGUCCGCAUAGGCUAAUCAGGGACAACACUUUCCGCCUAAACUUGAUUUUCGGUAAGGAGGGUAUUCCUUGAAACGAAAAAUACCAUACAAGCGAAAAGCGGACUGCACAGGCUAAUCUGGGACAACACUUUACGCACAUGCAUUAAGCCCAGUUUUCUAAGAACGCGACUCAUAUAGUGGAUGUGCUGUGUUCAAACGUGUUUUUUGGGAGCACCAGUGUCUAUGACACAGUUGUACUUUAUUUAUUUUUACAUGUCUAGCAUGACUUUUGAUGAUUUAUUAUUUCAUACUGAUAGAAAUAAAACAUGUUGAAACGA